Molecule: messenger RNA, 2233 nt
Organism: Drosophila erecta
Lineage: Eukaryota; Metazoa; Arthropoda; Insecta; Diptera; Drosophilidae
Product: putative odorant receptor 69a
Exons: 4
Coding region: 1-2157 (718 amino acids)
Biological process (GO): sensory perception of smell; detection of chemical stimulus involved in sensory perception of smell
Cellular component (GO): plasma membrane
Molecular function (GO): odorant binding; olfactory receptor activity
Source: RefSeq, a predicted model, not a curated record
AUGCAGUUGCACGACCAUAUGAAGUAUGUGGACAUGGGUUGCAGGAUGGCAUGUAUACCAAGAUAUCAAUGGAAAGGACGUCCCACUGAAAUAAAGUUGUACGCCUCGGAACAAAGGAUAGUGUUCCUGCUCGGAACCAUUUGCCAGAUGGUCCAGAUUGCUGGUGUGCUCAUCUAUUGGUAUUGCAAUGGCCGGAUGGCCACGGAUACGGCCACCUUUGUGGCACAAUUAUCUGAAAUGUGCAGUUCUCUUACCCUGCUAUUAGUGGGAUUCUGCAACGUAUGUGCGCUCACGGUAAACCGCAAUCAGAUCGAAACAUUACUCGAGAAGCUCCAGGAGAUAUAUCCGGGAUCCAAGAAAAAUCACUAUCGGUGUCAGCACUACUUUGACUUGGCCAUGACCAUAAUGAGAAUGGAGUUCCUUUUCUACAUGGUAUUUUACAUCUACUACAAUAGUGCGCCAGUAUUGCUGCUCCUUUGGGAACACGUGCACGAGGGAUAUGAUCUUAGCUUCAAGACGCAGACCAACACGUGGUUUCCAUGGAAAGUCCAAGGGUCGGCAAUUGGGUUCAUCAUGGCUGUACUAAGCAUAACCGUGGGUUCGUUUGUUGGCGUGGGCUUCAGCAUAGUCACCCAGAAUCUUGUCUGUUUGUUUUCCUUUCAACUGAAAUUGCACUACGAUGGAAUAUCCAGUCAGCUAGUAUCCCUCGAUUGCCGGCAGCCCGGAGCCCAUCAGGAGUUAAGGAUUCUGAUCGCCUACCACUGCCGGAUCCUUCAGCUGGGCGACCAGGUCAAUAACAUCAUGAAUUUUGUAUUCGGCUCCAGCCUAGUCGGUGCUACUAUCGCUAUUUGCAUGUCUAGUGUUUCUAUUCUGCUGCUGGACUUCGCAUCUGCCUGCAAGUAUGUCAGUGGCCUGGUGGCCUUCGUCCUUUACAACUUCGUCAUCUGCUACAUGGGAACCGAGGUCAACUCAGCUAUGCAGUUGGAGGACUUUAUGCGGUACCAGGACCUCGUGUGCCAAGCUGCCCAACUUCCCAGAUACUGGUGGAAUGGCAGACGAUCCUUGGAGGUCAAGCCCAACUUGGCAAAACGCAUUAUCUUCUGGAUUGGGGCCGUAAAUUUGCUUUAUCACAAUAUUGGAUGCGUCAUGUUCGGAUAUUUCGUUGACGGCAGAACUGAAGAUCCGCUUGAGUACUUAGGAGAAUUGGCAUCUGUGGCCAGCAUGCUGGGAUUUACCAUUGUGGGCACGCUCAACUUAUGGAAGAUGCUGAGUCUUAAGUCCCAUUUUGAGAGCAUUCUGGACGAAUUCGAGGAUUUAUUUCAUUUAACCAAACAGAUAUCGUAUCGCACACACCGCUAUCACGAGGAGUACACGCGUCAUAUAAGAAAUGCGGUUGUUUUCCAUAGCUCUGCCGUUGUCUACUACAACUCACUACCAAUUUUUCUCAUGAUUAGAGAACAUUUGUCGAACUCACAGCAGUUGAGCUAUAGAAUUCAGAGUAGUACCUGGUAUCCCUGGCAGACUAAGGGAUCAAUUCCUGGAUUUCUCGCUGCGGUCGUCUGUCAAAUCUUUUCCUGCCAAACAAACAUAAGUGUCAACAUGUUUAUGCAGUUUAUGGUCAACUUUUUUGGUAUCCAGCUAGAAAUUCACUUCGAUGGCUUGGCCCGGCAGCUGGAGACCAUCGAUGCCCGUCAUCCACAUGCCAAGGAUCGAUUAAAGUAUCUGAUAGUAUAUCACACAAAAUUGCUAAAUCUGGCGGACAGAGUGAAUCGAUGCUUUAACUUUACGUUUCUCAUAAGUCUCUCGGUAUCCAUGAUAUCCACAUGUUUCUUGGCAUUUUCUAUGACCAUCUUUGACUUUAGCACUUCCCUAAAACAUUUGCUUGGAAUUAUGCUAUUCAUCACAUACAAUUUUUUAAUGUGCCGCAGUGGUACGCACUUGAUUUUAAAGAGUGGCAAAGUAUUGCCAGCAGCCUUUUAUAACAAUUGGUAUGAGGGCGAUCUUGCUUAUCGAAGGAUGCUUCUCAUCCUGAUGAUGCGUGCUACGAAACCUUAUAUGUGGAGAACCUACAAGCUGGCACCUGUAUCCAUUACCACCUAUAUGGCAACAUUGAAGUUUUCAUAUCAAAUGUUUACCUGCGUUCGCUCACUGAAAUAAAAAGGGAUAAAGUGCAACUUAAAAGAGUUUAGCUCUUAUAAUAAUUCAAAUGUGCAUGUCGUAGUGCUGAACUUAG